Molecule: messenger RNA, 12093 nt
Organism: Ahaetulla prasina
Lineage: Eukaryota; Metazoa; Chordata; Lepidosauria; Squamata; Colubridae
Gene: DNAH7
Product: dynein axonemal heavy chain 7
Exons: 64
Coding region: 51-12068 (4005 amino acids)
Biological process (GO): microtubule-based movement
Cellular component (GO): dynein complex
Molecular function (GO): calcium ion binding; dynein light intermediate chain binding; ATP binding
Source: RefSeq, a predicted model, not a curated record
CCUCCCCCCUCUAGUAUUCAGCCUAGGGACAAGCAGGCGAUUCUCCAGCCAUGAGCAACGAGCAGCCCAAGCCGCCCAACAAAGGAAAGUUGGAAAAUAUUACAACAAAACUUUUCCCGCAAGCGGAUAAGCUCAGCUGUAAACCAUUAUGGCAUCAGAACCUCCCUUCGUUCCAUCUGCGGCGAGAUCAGGACACUCAUGUUCCAGAGCAGUUCAUGAUAAAGAAUGAACUGACACCGGGAGAAUAUUUGUCUCAGAGACCCAAGAAGCGCAAGGUAGAAGAGAUUCCUGAGACCGAUCAUGGGGCUGGACCAUCAAGUUCAAAAACAAGACCUGGCAUUAAAAAAGAUCGGGAAAAUUUCAGAAGCGCUCUAGUUAAUAUCAUCAUGCAACCAGACUACAUUCCAGAAUCUGUUUCAUUAGAAGAAAUAAAACCUGACAUGGCAGAGGCCACAGCUGCAAUAGAAAAAGAUAUUUUGAAAUAUUACUAUUACAUUCGCCAUGGAAUAGAUACAGAACAUGUGGCCCCAAUGGACGACUCCUGGCUGGAAAACGUCUUAGCUCUAGUACCCAAACAUUUGAAGGUACUCAGUGAAAGUAUCUACACACUCUCAGAUGAAAUGAGAGAGGACUAUCUUCUUAGUGUAAAGAAAGCAAUAGUUGACUUUGUUUUAAGAGAUCCCAGGGAAAAGGAGGAAGCCAAGAAGCAAGUUCUUCCACCUCAUCGUCAAGAAAUGGAAGAAGUGCCAAAACCUUGGAAUAAGUCCUACAUUGCAGCUCGCAAUUACAUAAAAGAAAAUUUGUAUGCAGUGAAUCCCACAAUGAUGGCUGUUCUAGAUCUCUGGCAAACAACUUUUAAAGAUUUGCGCUUAAUUGAUAAGGUAGCAUUUCACACUCGUCAAGACUCAAUGGAACUCUCACUCUUCCAGAACAUGAUAUUAAGACAAAUGGAAGCUGCCAAGGAUACUCUUUUUAAAAAGUGGUUCCCAGAAGUGCAAAAUAUCUAUUACCAAGGCAAUAAACGAAAGCAGGUGCCUACCAAUGCCAGCAGUGCCCAAUUAGAGGCUUUUUUCAACUGUGCCGCAGCCUUAAUGACCCAGCAACUGCAAAGCCUAGCUUUAAAUUCAAUGGAGGACUUCACAAAUUUAAUUGUGCAACCUAAGAAAUCUAUCUAUGCCUUUGAACACCCUGGAUUUAUAAUGCGACUGAUUCUUGAGAAUGAAACUAUUGCAUUUGAACCUGAGUUUAAUGACUAUGAAGCCAUAUUUAUGAAUAUUUUUACAAUCAUGGUAAAAGCUGUUAAUAUGUUUCCAAGAGUUGAGACCAAGCUUUAUUCAAAGUGGCCUGAAAGCAAAGCCAAAUCGAUGAAUUUGAAGCCUAUCAUCCUUGAUGAAAUUCUGGAUGCACAUAAGCAGAAAAUUAAGAAUGAGAUUGUCAAGGAGAGUGUGGCACCAACCGAACAUCUCAAAUUGUAUGAUAAAUACCACGAUUUGAUAAUCAAACAAGCCGAGCGGGAUAUUGAACAGUUCCUCUCAGAGGACCACACAUUUGAAGAAAUAACAGCCGAAGUCGCCAGGUAUCAAAGCAUUCGUGAUGACAUUCAGUACCACUCCAGAAAGUGCAUUCGCCUAGGAAUGUUUGAGUUACAUUGCGAUGAACUGAUCAGAUCACUGGCAAAACGAGCUGAUUCAAUUUGUUCCAAAAUAAUUGGCAAAAUGUUCAAAGAUCAUCAAGAUCUAAAUACAAGGCUGUGUGAUGAGUUUGAGAGGAUAGCAGAAAGAGCCCUUUCCACCCCAUCAAAUACCCAUGAGUUAAUGGAAUUUAAGGCAUAUAUCGAGAAAGUGGAACAAGUUGACAUGCUGGAAAUGGAACAAAAAUUAGUUGAUGUCAAAAAUUCCCUGGCCUUCCUGAUAGAAUGUGCAAACUUUUCACCAGUUGAUAUUCGACUAAACAAUAGUGUCUUUCAGUGGUAUGGACGGAUGGGGGAGAUUUUCGAAGAACAUAGAAAGAUCAUUAAAGAAAAAACUGAACAGUUUCAAGAAGGACUUAAAAUGCGCUGUGAAAGAUUUGUGGAGGAAUUGGAGAGUUAUGCCAAACAAGUUGAAGAAUUUUAUUCUUAUGGUGACAUUCAAGAGGUCAAUAGAUAUUUGAAAAAAGCCCAAGCCCUGAAUACCAAGUUAGAUGCAGCUGCUGAUAAGAUUGAUCAGUUUAAUGCAGAAGAGGAAGCCUACGGAUGGCUGACAUCUCAGUACCCUCAGCGUAAAAAAAUUCAAGAUACUUUGAAACCCUAUCUUCAGCUUUAUGAAAUGACAGUAGAGUUUAAUACCAAAUAUAGGAACUGGAUGGAUGGAAUAUUCACUAAAGUGAAUCCAGAUCAAGUUGAUCAAGACACGGGAAACACUUGGCGUGCACUGUAUAAGUUAGAAAGAACCUUCCAUGACUCUCCAAAUGCUUUAUUUCUAACAACAAGGAUCAAGACAAAGGUGGAAGAAUUUAAGGAACAUAUUCCAUUGAUUCAAGUAAUCUGCAACCCUGGUUUGCAAGAUCGUCAUUGGGAGGUCAUGUCAAAUAUAGUCGGGUACCCUCUGAAACCUUCUGAAGAUUCAACUGUCUCUUCUUAUAUUGAUAUGCAUCUCGAGCAAUAUUUAGAAAAAUUUGAAACCAUUAGUGAAACAGCCAGCAAAGAACAUUCCCUUGAGAAGGCCAUGGUGAAAAUGAUUUCAGAAUGGGAUGGGGUGGAAUUUGUUCUCCUUCCUUACAGAGAAACAGGGACUUAUAUUUUAUCAGCUGUAGAUGACAUUCAAAUGUUGCUGGACGACCACAUAGUCAAAACUCAGACCAUGAGAGGAUCUCCUUUUAUCAAACCUUAUGAGAAAAAAAUGAGAGACUGGGAGUCAAAGCUGUUGUUGGUUCAGGAAAUCUUGGAUGAGUGGCUGAAAGUUCAGGCUACCUGGCUAUAUCUGGAGCCAAUUUUUAGUUCUCCAGACAUUAUGGCUCAGAUGCCUGAAGAAGGUAGACGAUUCACCACUGUGGACAAAACCUGGAAGGAUGUCAUGAAACAUGCCAUUCAGGACAAACAUGUUCUUACAGUAGUGAUGAUAGAAAAGAUGCUGGAACGACUGAAGAAAUGCAAUGAGCUAUUAGAAUUAAUUCUGAAGGGACUAAAUGAGUAUCUAGAAAAGAAACGACUGUUCUUCCCUAGAUUCUUCUUCUUAUCCAAUGAUGAACUCCUUGAGAUUCUCUCAGAGACUAAAGAUCCUACAAGAGUAAAGCCUCACUUGAAAAAGUGUUUUGAAGGAAUUGCUAGCGUUGAGUUUACCGAAGUCCUGGAUAUUACACACAUGAAAAGCAGUGAAGGGGAAGUUGUGGAACUUAUCAACACAAUAUCAACAGCUAAAGCGAGAGGCCAAGUGGAAAAGUGGUUAGUUGAAUUGGAAACAGCUAUGAUAAAUUCCAUCCACAAGGUGAUUGGAUCUGCAAUAGAUUCUUAUCCAAAAUCUGUCCGUAUAAACUGGGUGAGAGACUGGCCCGGACAGGCAGUUCUUUGUGUAUCCCAGGCUUUUUGGACUCUCGAAGUGCAAACAGCUAUAAAAAACGGCCAGCAGGCUCUUGAGAAUUACUUGACCCAGUGCAAUGGGCAGAUUGAUGGCAUUGUCACCUUGGUGCGAGGAAAGUUGUCAAAACAGAACCGAGUGACCCUUGGAGCACUUGUGGUCCUGGAUGUUCACGCUAGGGAUGUGCUUGUAUCUCUUGUAGACAAGCAUGUCAGUGAUGACAGCGACUUUGAAUGGUUAAGUCAGCUGAGAUACUAUUGGCAGGAAGGGCAUCUAGAAACAAAGAUGAUAAAUGCUGACUUACGGUAUGGAUAUGAAUAUCUUGGCAAUACUCCAAGAUUGGUUAUUACUCCACUUACAGAUAGAUGCUACAGAACUUUGUUUGGUGCUCUUCACCUUCAUCUUGGUGGUGCCCCAGAAGGGCCUGCUGGAACUGGAAAAACGGAAACAACCAAGGAUUUAGCAAAGGCUGUUGCCAAGCAAUGUGUGGUUUUCAAUUGUUCUGAUGGAUUGGAUUAUCUUGCUCUGGGGAAAUUCUUCAAGGGUUUGCUUUCAUGUGGAGCCUGGGCUUGUUUUGAUGAAUUUAACAGAAUUGAUUUGGAAGUAUUGUCUGUCGUGGCCCAACAAAUUCUUACAAUCCAAAGAGGUAUCAAUGCUGGUUCUGACAUUUUGGUAUUUGAAGGGACUGAACUCAAACUUAACCCAACAUGUGCGGUCUUCAUUACUAUGAAUCCUGGCUAUGCUGGACGCUCUGAACUUCCAGACAAUCUUAAGGCUUUGUUUCGGACUGUUGCCAUGAUGGUACCUGAUUAUGCCAUGAUUGCUGAAAUUGUCCUGUAUUCCUGUGGAUUUGUGACGGCACGGCCACUCUCUGUGAAAAUUGUAGCUACCUAUCGCCUGUGUUCAGAGCAGUUGUCUUCACAGCACCACUACGAUUAUGGGAUGAGAGCAGUAAAAUCAGUGCUCACGGCAGCUGGUAAUCUGAAGCUGAAAUAUCCAGAAGAAAAUGAAGAGAUUUUGCUGCUUAGAUCCAUUAUAGAUGUCAAUUUGCCUAAGUUCUUAUCCCAUGAUCUCCCACUUUUUGAGGGCAUCACUUCAGAUUUAUUUCCUGGUGUGAAGUUGCCGAAGCCAGAUUAUAAUGACAUCCUAGAAGCAAUCAAGACAAACUGUGAUGAAAUGGACUUGCAAAUGACUAACUUCUUUGCAGAGAAAAUCUUACAGAUAUUUGAAAUGAUGAUUGUGCGUCAUGGCUUUAUGAUAGUUGGAGAACCCUUUGGUGGAAAGACCUCUGCCUAUCGUGUUUUGGCAGCUUCAUUGGGCGACCUGUGUGAAAAAGGGCUCAUGGAGGAAAAUAAGGUUCAGAUCACUGUUAUCAAUCCCAAAGCUAUAACCAUGGGGCAGCUAUAUGGACAAUUUGAUCCGGUCUCCCAUGAAUGGUCUGAUGGUAUCCUCGCUGUCAGUUUUCGAGCAUUUGCUUCUUCGUCUACACCAGAUAGGAAAUGGCUUAUUUUUGAUGGACCAGUAGAUGCUGUAUGGAUUGAGAAUAUGAAUACUGUGCUAGACGAUAACAAGAAACUCUGUUUGAUGAGUGGUGAGAUCAUCCAGAUGUCACAGCAAAUGAGCCUUAUUUUUGAACCAAUGGAUUUAGAAGUUGCAUCUCCUGCUACUGUUUCUAGGUGUGGAAUGGUCUACAUGGAACCUAAUAUGCUAGGAUGGAGGCCUUUGAUGUUGUCUUGGUUACAUCUAAUGCCACCUACAGUCACCACUUUGCAUAAAGAAUUUAUAACAGGCUUAUUUGAUAGAAUUAUCCCACUUUCUGUUGAAUUUAUAAGAAAAUGUACAAAGGAACUUUCUCCAACAUCAGACACAAACCUGGUUCGGUCUUUAAUGAAUCUCAUGGACUGCAUGAUGGAUGAGUUUCACAAUGAAGCAAAACUUAAAACUGUUACUGACCGUGAAAUAUUUUCAUGGCUUGAGAGCAUUUUUGUGUUUGCACUCACAUGGUCUGUUGGAGCCAGUUGUAAAGAAGAAGAUCGGCUGAAGUUUGACAAGAUUGUGCGUGAACUGCUUCAAGGAUCAAUGACUGAUGAGACAAGAGAAAAGUAUAAAUUGUUGAGUGGAGUUGAGCAUUUGCGGGCAAAAAUCUUAACUGUUCCCUAUCCAGAAGAUGGAACAAUUUAUGAAUAUCGAUUUAUCAAAGAUGGAGCUGGAAGAUGGGAACCAUGGAUAGAAGCGCUUCAGUCAGCUCCACCUAUACCAAAGGAUAUGAUGUUCAAUGAAAUAAUUGUUCCCACUUUGGAUACUAUACGAUACUUUUCAUUGAUGGAGUUAUUGACAACACAUCAGAAGCCUGCCAUAUUUGUUGGACCCACAGGAACUGGCAAGAGUUCAUAUAUUAUAGAUUUUCUCUUGAAUCGUUUAAAUAAGGAAAUCUACAAACCACUGCUCAUUAACUUCUCAGCGCAGACGACGGCAGCCCAGACUCAGAACAUCAUUAUGUCUAAGCUUGAUAAAAGGAGAAAAGGAGUCUAUGGUCCACCCCUAGGAAAGAAAAUGGUGGUAUUUGUUGAUGAUGUGAAUAUGCCAGCAAGAGAAGUCUAUGGGGCUCAACCUCCAGUGGAGUUACUUCGUCAGUGGUUGGAUCACUGGAACUGGUAUGACCUGAAAGACUGUACUAUGAUUAGGCUUGUGGACAUCCAGAUCAUUUGUGCAAUGGGGCCGGCAGGUGGAGGUCGAAAUGCGAUCACUCCUCGAUACCUGCGACACUUCAACACAAUUACCAUUAAUGAGUUUGAUGAUGUUUCGAUGUAUACAAUUUUCUCCCGAAUAUUAGAUUGGCAUCUUACUAUAUGUUACAACUUCCCUUCGGAAUAUGUUCAACUGACUACACAAAUUAUUAGUAGCACAAUGAUUGUAUACAAAGAAGCUAUGGACAACCUGCUCCCUACACCCACCAAAUCACACUAUUUGUUCAAUUUGCGAGAUUUCUCUCGGGUCAUUCAAGGGGUUUGUUUGUCACGGCCUGAAACAACCAUUUCCUCAGGAACCAUAAAACGCCUUUGGGUUCAUGAGGUCCUUAGAGUAUAUUAUGACCGCUUGGUAGAUAAAGCAGAUCGAUCGUGGCUGGUUGAAUGUAUCCGUGAAGUAGUAACCAAGCAUUUGGAAGAAGAUUUUAAUGAACUUUUCCAAAAUCUGGAUUUCAAUUAUGACGGUAGGGUAGAAGAGGAUGAUUUGCGAAGCUUGAUGUUCUGUGAUUUUCAUGAUCCUAGAAGGGAGGAUACAAAUUAUAGGGAAGUCUUGGACGUGGAUGAACUGAGAGUUGUUGUCGAGGGCCAUCUAGAAGAAUAUAAUAAUAUGAGCAAAAAGCCAAUGCAGCUGGUUUUAUUUCGAUUCGCUAUAGAGCAUGUUUGUAGAAUUUCACGCAUUUUGAAACAACCCCGCAGCCAUGCCCUUCUGGUUGGUGUUGGUGGAAGUGGUCGACAGUCUCUAACCCGUUUAGCAUCAUAUAUGUCUGACUACACACCAUUCCAGGUUGAAAUCUCAAAGAGUUAUGGGAGCAAUGAAUGGCAUGAGGACCUAAAAGCCAUUCUAAGGAGAUCUACUGAAGGUGAGAUGCAAGGUGUUUUCUUAUUCACUGACACCCAGAUAAAAAGAGAGUCAUUUUUAGAAGACAUAAACAACUUGUUAAAUGCUGGAGAAGUGCCAAACCUCUUUGCAGUUGAUGAGAAACAAGAAAUCUGUGAAAAGAUGCGCUCCAUUGAUCGCCAGCGGGAUAGAUCCAAGCAGACUGAUGGUAGCCCCAUCGCUCUUUUCAACAUGUUCAUUGAUCGUUGCCGGAAUCAGCUCCAUGUCGUCUUGGCUAUGAGUCCCAUUGGAGAUGCCUUCCGAAAUCGUCUCCGGAAGUUUCCAGCUCUUGUUAAUUGUUGCACUAUUGAUUGGUUUCAGUCAUGGCCUACAGAUGCUUUGCAGGCAGUUGCCACUCGCUCCCUGGGUGAUAUUGAAAUGUCUGAAGAAACCCGAGCUGGCUGCAUUGAUAUGUGUAAAAAGUUUCAUACCUCAACCAUUAAUUUGUCUGAAUUGUUCUAUAAUGAGCUCCAGCGACACAAUUAUGUAACACCAACUUCAUACCUGGAAUUAAUUUCCACUUUCCAAUCCCUGCUGGAAAAAAAGAGAGCUGAGGUGAUGAAAUUGAAAAAGAGAUAUGAAGUGGGCUUGGAGAAACUGGACUCAGCUGCUGCCCAGGUGGCCACCAUGCAGGUGGAACUGGAAGCCUUGCAGCCCCAGCUAAGGGUAGCGAGCAAGCAAGUGGAUGACAUGAUGGUUGUUAUUGAGAAAGAAUCUUUGGAAGUUGCAAAGACGGAGAAGAUUGUGAAGGCUGAUGAAGAGGUAGCCAAUGAACAAGCCAUGGCUGCCAAAGCCAUCAAAGAUGAAUGUGAUGCAGAUCUGGCAGAAGCUUUGCCAAUCCUGGAAAGUGCAUUAGCCGCUCUGGACACUCUGACUGCACAGGAUAUCACUGUUGUCAAGUCCAUGAAGAGCCCCCCUGCUGGUGUGAAACUUGUCAUGGAAGCCAUUUGCAUCCUGAAAGGAAUUAAGGCAGAUAAAAUUCCAGAUCCAACAGGCACUGGAAAAAAGAUGGAAGACUUCUGGGGCCCAGCUAAGAAACUCCUUGGGGAUAUGAGAUUUCUGCAAUCACUUCAUGAAUAUGAUAAGGACAACAUACCUCCAGCUUACAUGAAUAUAAUUAGAAAACAGUACAUCACUAAUCCAGAGUUUGUUCCUGAAAAAGUUCGGAAUGCUUCCACAGCUGCAGAAGGGUUGUGCAAAUGGGUCAUAGCCAUGGACUCCUAUGAUAAAGUGGCAAAAGUUGUUGCCCCCAAAAAGAUAAAACUCAAUGCAGCUGAAGGCGAACUGAAAAUUGCUAUGGAUGGUUUGAGAAAAAAGCAAGCAGCCUUAAAGGAAGUUCAAUACAAACUAGCACAACUACAGAAGACUCUGGAACAAAAAAAGCAGGAAAAAGCUGACUUAGAAAACCAAGUUGACCUGUGUAGCAAAAAGCUAGACCGAGCAGAAAAAUUACUUGGUGGCCUUGGGGGUGAGAAAACCCGUUGGAGCCAGGCAGCUUUGCAACUGGGAAAACAAUAUGUCAAUUUGACAGGCGAUAUCCUCAUCUCAUCUGGCAUUGUAGCUUAUUUGGGAGCCUUCACAUCGCACUACCGACAAAAUCAAGGCCGGGACUGGAUAUUGACAUGCAAAGCCAGAGGCAUUCCCUGCUCAGAUGAUUUUUCUCUAACUACAACUUUAGGAGAAGCCGUGAAAAUUAGAGCUUGGAACAUAGCUGGGUUGCCUUCUGAUUUAUUUUCCAUUGAUAAUGGUAUUAUUAUCACAAAUGCAAGAAGAUGGCCACUUAUGAUUGACCCUCAAGGUCAAGCAAACAAAUGGGUAAAAAAUAUGGAAAAAGCCAACAGCUUGCAUGUCAUAAAGCUCAGUGACAGUGAAUUUGUACGAACACUAGAAAACUGCGUUCAGUUUGGUACACCUGUGCUGCUAGAAAAUGUCGGCGAAGAGUUGGACCCCAUUCUGGAGCCUCUUCUGCUUAAGCAGACUUUCAAGCAGGGUGGCAGCAUCUGCAUCCGCCUUGGGGAUUCUACCAUUGAAUAUGCUCCGGACUUUCGCUUUUACAUUACAACCAAGCUGCGAAAUCCCCACUACCUCCCAGAAACCUCCGUCAAAGUAACUUUGUUAAAUUUCAUGAUAACUUCAGAGGGGAUGCAAGAUCAACUGCUUGGAAUAGUUGUCGCAAGAGAGAGGCCAGAUCUGGAAGAAGAAAAACAAGCCCUGAUCUUACAAGGAGCUGAAAAUAAAAAACAGCUACAGGAAAUAGAGGACAAAAUUUUAGAAGUUCUGUCAUCGUCUGAAGGAAAUAUUUUGGAAGAUGAGACUGCUAUCAAGAUAUUAUCCUCUUCUAAAGCGUUGGCUAAUGAAAUUUCAGAAAAGCAAGCCAUAGCAGAAGAAACAGAAAAGAAGAUAGAUGCUACCCGGAUGGGCUACCGCCCCAUUGCAAUUCAUUCCUCAAUCCUCUUUUUUUCAAUUGCUGACCUGGCUAAUAUUGAGCCCAUGUACCAGUAUUCCUUAACCUGGUUCAUCAACCUCUUCAUCAUGUCUAUAGACAACUCAGAAAAGUCAGAUAUUCUGCAAGAAAGACUGAGGCUUCUCAGAGAUCACUUUACUUACUCCCUCUAUGUCAACAUCUGCCGCUCACUCUUUGAAAAAGACAAGCUGCUCUUCUCCUUCUGCCUGAAUGUAAAUCUUCUGAAGCACGAUAAAUUGAUUAAUGAAGAUGAGUGGAAGUUUCUGUUAACAGGAGGGAUAGGCCUGGACAAUCCUUAUUCUAAUCCCUGCCCCUGGCUUCCCCAGAAGUCAUGGGAUGAAAUCUGCCGCUUGGAUGAUUUACCGACGUUCAGAAGUAUUCGAAAGGAAUUUAUACGCUUGAAGGAAGGAUGGAAAACUGUAUAUGAUAGUUUGGAUCCUCACCAUGAGGAAUUUCCUGAGGAGUGGCAAAAUAAACUGGAAGGGUUCCAGAGGAUGCUAAUCAUUCGUUGCCUGAGACCUGACAAAAUUAUUCCCAUGGUGCAAGAAUUUAUCAUUAACAACUUGGGCCGUCUGUUUAUUGAGCCUCCUCCUUUUGACUUAAACAAAGCAUUUGGGGAUAGCCACUGCUGUGCUGCACUAAUUUUUGUGUUGUCUCCGGGUGCAGAUCCCAUGGCGGCUCUUCUCAAAUUUGCCGAUGACCAGGGCUUUGGUGCAUCAAAACUCAGCUCUCUGUCCCUGGGCCAAGGCCAAGGCCCCAUUGCUAUGCGCAUGAUUGAGAAGGCAGUAAAAGAAGGUAGUUGGGUAGUUCUGCAGAACUGCCAUCUUGCAACCUCAUGGAUGCCCACACUAGAGAAAGUCUGUGAGGAACUUAAUCCAGAUACAACACAUCCAGAUUUCCGUAUGUGGCUCACAAGCUACCCAUCUCCCAACUUCCCUGUUUCUGUGCUCCAGAAUGGAGUGAAGAUGACCAACGAAGCCCCUAAAGGUCUUCGGGCAAAUGUGAUCAGGUCAUAUCUAAUGGACCCCAUCUCAGAUGUGGAGUUUUUUAACAGCUGCAAAAAACCUGCUGAAUUCAAGAAGCUCCUGUACGGCCUCUGCUUCUUUCAUGCCCUGGUCCAAGAGAGACGAAAAUUUGGGCCGUUGGGUUGGAACAUUCCCUACGAGUUUAAUGAAACCGACCUGCGGAUCAGCGUGCAGCAGUUGAAUAUGUUCAUAAAUCAGUAUGAGGAGUUGCCAUUUGAUGCUAUCCGCUACAUGACGGGUGAAUGUAAUUACGGAGGCAGAGUUACUGAUGACUGGGAUCGGCGUACAUUGCGCAGCAUUCUAAACAAGUUCUAUAAUCCGAUUAUUGUGAUGGACCCCAAUUAUAAAUUUGAUACCAGUGGCAUUUACUAUGCUCCUCCUGAAGGAGAAUAUCAAAGUUACAUUGAAUACACUAAGACUCUUCCUCUGAAUCCUGCCCCAGAGAUCUUUGGAAUGAACUCCAAUGCUGAUAUCACCAAGGAUCAAGCUGAAACGCAGUUGCUGUUUGAUAAUAUUCUUCUCACACAGUCUCGUGCAACAGGUGCUGGUGCUAAAUCUUCUGAUGAAAUUGUUCGCGAAGUGGCAAGUGACAUCCAAAGUAAACUUCCCUCUGACUUCAACAUUGAAAUAGCAAUGAGGAGAUACCCAACAACCUACACACAGAGCAUGAACACUGUGCUGGUCCAAGAGAUGGGCCGAUUUAACAAACUGUUGCAAACUAUACGAGACUCCUGCAUCAACAUUCAGAAAGCAAUCAAGGGUUUAGUGGUGAUGUCUGCAGAUCUGGAAGAAGUAGUAAAUAGUAUUUUGAAAGGAAAAAUUCCAGGCAUGUGGAUGAGUAAGUCUUAUCCAAGCCUCAAACCUCUUGGCAGCUAUGUAAAUGAUUUUCUUGCCAGACUGAAAUUCCUACAGACAUGGUUUGAAACUGGCACUCCUCCUAUGUUCUGGCUUUCUGGAUUUUUCUUCACACAAGCCUUCUUAACUGGUGCCCAACAGAAUUUUGCCCGGAAAUACACCAUCCCAAUUGAUCUCCUAGGGUUUGAUUAUGAAGUUCUGGAAGACAAGGAAUACAAACAUGGCCCCGAAGAUGGAGUCUAUGUUCAUGGAUUAUUCUUGGAUGGAGCUCGUUGGAAUAGGAAGACGAAGAAAUUAGGGGAAUCUUACCCCAAAAUCCUUUAUGAUAAUAUGCCAGUGAUGUGGCUUAAGCCUUGCCGAAGGUCAGACAUUCCCAACAGACCCAGUUAUUUGGCUCCGGUGUACAAGACAAGCGAAAGACGAGGAACUUUGUCCACUACGGGCCACUCUACCAAUUUUGUGAUUGCAAUGAUUCUGCCUUCAGACAAACCAGAGGAACACUGGAUUGGACGAGGGGUGGCCCUGUUAUGCCAGCUCAACUCCUAACCUAAGGCAUGCUGCCAGGAAAAGA